Messenger RNA from Humulus lupulus (European hop), 396 nucleotides. RefSeq lists its product as uncharacterized. Lineage: Eukaryota; Viridiplantae; Streptophyta; Magnoliopsida; Rosales; Cannabaceae. Bases 1 to 396 code for a protein of 131 amino acids. The record is from RefSeq and is a predicted model, not a curated record. The transcript has 3 exons.
AUGACAGGAGGAGAAAAGUUGUCUACCAUUCGAAGUGAUCCUGUCCAAAGUCCCCAGGUAUACAGGAGUUUAGUGGGAGCUCUUCAAUAUGCUGCAAUAACUCGUCCUGAAAUAUCUUAUGCUGUUAAUCAACCUGCAUCACUUGACUUGGUGGGAUUCUGUGAUGCUGACUGGGCAAUAGAUCCAGACGACAGAAGAUCAACUACAGAACUUUGUGUGUUUCUUGGAUCAAAUCUCGUGAGUUGGUCUUCAAAGAAGCAGCAAACCAUGUCAAGGUCUAGUUAUAAAAGCUUGGCCAGCAUCACUGCAAAAAUUACUUGGAUCCAAUCCUUAUUGACAGAAAUCAGAGUGCAAAUUCCAAGGCAACCAACGUUACUUAGCUUUACUCUAGAUUAA